This is a messenger RNA of Tricharina praecox, 1314 nucleotides long. Its product is annotated as S-adenosyl-L-methionine-dependent methyltransferase. The transcript has 3 exons. Lineage: Eukaryota; Fungi; Ascomycota; Pezizomycetes; Pezizales; Pyronemataceae. The record is from RefSeq and is a predicted model, not a curated record. Bases 1 to 1314 code for a protein of 437 amino acids. Gene Ontology annotation, biological process: peptidyl-arginine methylation. Gene Ontology annotation, cellular component: cytoplasm; nucleus. Gene Ontology annotation, molecular function: protein arginine N5-methyltransferase activity.
AUGGACCCUGCCUGGACCGACGCCGACGCAGCACUCCUGCACGCGGCCUCGACGCACGACAUCGCCACACUCACCGCCCUCCUCAAGACGACCAGCGCGCAGGUGCAAACCCCCAUCACGCUCACGACGCCCCUGCACGCGGCCGUCUCCUCUCUGUCCGCCACCUCCCCCCCCUCCGAAUCUCUCGCAGCCGCAGAAACGGUGCGCUUACUCCUCCUCAACGGCGCGAUCUGGAACGACGUCGAUGCGAAUGGGGAUACGCCCGCUUGUAUUGCUUUCCGGGCGGGAGGUGCCGGUGGCGCAGGGAGCGCGGCCUAUCAGUUGCUUGUGGAGGCCGGCGUGAGGGCCGAGCUGAUUAUGGCUAGGUUUGGAGUGUUGGGGAGUGAUGAUGAUGAUGAUGAUGAUGAUGAUGAGGACAGUGGGGACGAGGGGGAGGGGGAGGGCGGGGAGGCGCUAGAUGGGGGGGAGGGGGAUGGGGGGGCACAGGGCGGGCUGGCGGAUGGGUUGGGUGAGGGAGGGCCAGAGGAUGUUAACGCGGAGAAGUAUCUCGCGAGCAAGCUCGUGUAUACAGGCGAAACACUGCUGGACGACGAGGCGAAUGGUGUGAUGAUGCAGUGGGAGACGGGGAUUAUGGUGAAGAGUGUGGAGAUGUUGUUGCCCAAGGGGGAGGUGGGGGAGGGUGGGGAGCGGGAGGAUGGGAAGGUUGGCAGGAGCGUGCUCAAUGUCGGCUUCGGCAUGGGCAUUGUCGACACCGCGUUCCAGGAGCGGCUCAACGCCGAGGGCGGCGGCGAACACUUCAUCGUCGAGGCGCACCCCGACGUGCUGGCGAAGAUGCGGAAGGACGGGUGGAUGGACCGGGCUGGUGUCACAGUGCUGGAGGGCCGGUGGCAGGAGGCGCUCCUCCCCCUCAUCUCCUCCGGGCGCACCUUCGACGCGAUCUACUUCGACACGUUUGCGGAGCCGUACAGCGCGCUCAAGACUUUUUUUAACGAGCUCGUAAUUGCGCUGCUCGCGCCCGACGGACGCUUCGGCUUCUUCCACGGCCUCGGCGCAGACCGUCGUGUCUCCUGGGACGUCUACACUCGCGUCGUUGAGAUCGAUCUGCUCGAUGCUGGAUUGGAGACGUCGUGGACGGAGGUGGAGAUUGAUGUGGAGGAUGGGGAAGGGGGGGAUAGGGGCAAGGGAAAGGGGGUGGUGAGUGAGAAGACGUGGAAGGGCGUCAGGAGACGCUAUUGGGAUGUCGGCGGCGUGUAUCGCCUGCCGGACCAGGGACAGGGCGAGGCGAAGAGGUUUAAGGCUGAGCAUGCGAAAUAA